This is a messenger RNA of Gallus gallus (chicken), 1513 nucleotides long. RefSeq names its product medium-chain specific acyl-CoA dehydrogenase, mitochondrial. NCBI's taxonomy places the organism in Eukaryota, Metazoa, Chordata, Aves, Galliformes, Phasianidae. Gene Ontology annotation, cellular component: mitochondrion. Gene Ontology annotation, biological process: fatty acid beta-oxidation; medium-chain fatty acid catabolic process. Gene Ontology annotation, molecular function: medium-chain fatty acyl-CoA dehydrogenase activity; flavin adenine dinucleotide binding. The record is from RefSeq and is a predicted model, not a curated record.
GUGGGAUUCGAACCCGCGGCCCCCGCGGUGCUGCGCUCCGCCCCGGGCGGGAUUCGAACCCGCGGCCCCCGCGGUGCUGCGCUCCGCCCCGGGCGGGAUUCGAACCCGCGGCCCCCGCGGUGCCGUUCCGCCCCGGGCGGGAUUCGAACCCGCGGCCCCCGCGGUGCUGCGCUCCGCCCCUCCCCGCCCCGCGGCCUCACAAAAUGGCGGCGCUGCGCGGGACGCGGGUGAGGGGUGCUCCCCACAGCGGUGCGCUGUGGGCGCAGGCUGCUGUCGGGGGGGGGCCGCCCCACACGUGCAGCACGGGACCCUCACGGGGGGCUUCAGCUUUGAGCUGAGCCCACAGCAGAAGGAGUUCCAGGCCACGGCGCGGCGCUUUGCCCUGGAGGAGAUCAUCCCCGUGGCAGCACAGUAUGACCGGACCGGAGAGUACCCCAUGCCGCUGAUCAAACGUGCCUGGGAGCUGGGGCUGCUCAACGCACACAUCCCCGAGAGCUGCGGCGGGCUGGGCCUGGGCAGCUUCGAGGCGUGCCUCAUCACGGAGGAGUUGGCGUACGGCUGCACCGGCGUCCAGACGGCCAUGGAGGCCAAUUCCCUCGGGCAAAUGCCGCUGAUCAUCGCGGGCAACGAGCGGCAGCAGCGCAAAUACCUGGGCAGGAUGACGGAGGAGCCCAUCAUGUGUGCCUACUGCGUGACGGAGCCCGGCGCCGGCUCCGAUGUGGCCGGCAUUCAAACCAGAGCGGAGCGGAAGGGCGAUGAGUACAUCGUCAACGGGCAGAAGAUGUGGAUCACCAACGGAGGCAAAGCCAGCUGGUACUUCCUGCUGGCCCGCACCCACCCGGACCCAUCCGCGCCGGCCAGCAAAGCCUUCACGGGUUUUGUGGUGGACGCCGACAGCCCCGGGAUCCACGUGGGGCGGAAGGAGCUGAACAUGGGGCAGCGCUGCUCGGACACGCGCGGCAUCGCCUUCGAGGACGUGAGGAUCCCGAAGGACAACGUGCUGCUGGCCGAGGGCGCCGGCUUCAAGAUCGCCAUGGGGGCCUUCGACAGGACCGCGCCCGUGGCGGCCGGCGCGGUGGGCCUGGCCAGGCGGGCGCUGGAUGAGGCCACCCGCUACGCGCUGCAGAGGAAGACCUUCGGGAAGCCCAUCGUGGAGCACCAGGCCGUGUCGUUCCUGCUGGCCGAGAUGGCCAUGAAGGUGGAGCUGGCCCGCCUGGCCUACCAGCGCGCCGCCUGGGAGGUGGACGUGGGGCGCCGCAAUACCUUCAUGGCGUCCAUCGCCAAAGCCUUCGCCGCCGACGUGGCCAACCAGGCGGCCUCCGACGCCGUGCAGAUCUUCGGUGGCAGCGGCUUCAACUGCGACUUCCCCGUGGAGAAGCUGAUGAGGGACGCCAAGAUCUACCAGAUCUACGAGGGCACGGCUCUCCAACGCCUCAUCAUCGCCCGGGAGCACCUCAACAAAUUCGGGGCCGCACAUUUAGUGCCGUUCCCCCCCAAUUUCGGCCGCUUUCGG